Messenger RNA from Sebastes umbrosus (honeycomb rockfish), 1540 nucleotides. RefSeq names its product transmembrane protein 237B-like. Bases 179 to 1396 code for a protein of 405 amino acids. The transcript is spliced from 14 exons. Gene Ontology annotation, cellular component: ciliary transition zone. NCBI's taxonomy places the organism in Eukaryota, Metazoa, Chordata, Actinopteri, Perciformes, Sebastidae. The record is from RefSeq and is a predicted model, not a curated record. Gene Ontology annotation, biological process: cilium assembly.
AAAGAAGAAGAAGAUACAGGAAGUGGUGUGUGCUACGCGUAAAUGCAUCCGGGUAACAGCUUUCUGCUUGUAAACAAAGCAAAUAAUCGUAAUAAAUAAGAGUUUUACUCGCUUUUAAAUAUACUUAUAGACUAAAGAUGAUUUAACUGGAUGAAUAUUUAAAGGAGAAAGUGUAUAAAUGGACACGGGACGCUCAAAGAAAAUGCGACCCAGGGAGCUCCCGCCUCUUCCACAGCGAGGACAGCGAGGUCUUCCCACAAUGCCGAGUGAGGACAUAGCUGGAGAAGCGCCAGCAACGAAACAUAAGAAGAAGAGGGUGAGGAAGGAGACGAAUGGAGUCGACGAUAUGGACGAUCAAGGGAUGGAGAUGGGAGGUCAAGGUCAUGAGAUCGGAGAGCAACUCACCCUUGAAACCACGACGGACGCACCGCCGCAGAGGAGGAAGAAGAAAAAGAAAACUGCCACUAUCGAUUUUGACGAUGACCAAAUCGACCUGGCGAACGGAGAUGCAGCAGAUCAGACUUCCGAUGGAGAAGAAGUGGUCAAAAAACCCAGAAAGAAAAAGAAGUCAAGGGUUGUUGAAUCGCAGCUUCCCGAUGAGUUGGACGUAGAAGAGGACGACAUUAUCACCGACACCCCUCCUCCCAUCCCACAGCAUUCCCUGUUCUCGGCCCCCGGCGGUCAGAGCCAGCCGGUGGGGAAAGUCUUUAUAGAGAAGUCGAAGCGUUUCCAGCCUGCUGAGCGCUCCGACUGGAGGAAGACCAGCGACCAGAUGGAAAACAUACCGGACUUCCAGAACAUUCAGCCGCUCUGGACCACCAGAGACGUUUCUCUUAGAGUGCACGAAGGCUUCAGGGUGUUCGGUCUGUACUGCCACGGCUUCCUGGCGGGCUACGCCAUGUGGAACAUCGUGGUGGUGUACAUGUUAGCCGGGCAGCACCUCACCGCUCUGUCCAACCUGCUGGAGCAGUACCACAGCCUGGCGUACCCCGCCCAGUCUCUGCUCUACAUGCUGCUCGCCAUCAGCACGGUGGCCGCCUUCGACAGAGUGAACCUGGCCCAAGGCUCUGAGGCUCUGCGGCAGCUCGCCAGACUGAACCCCGUCGCUCUCGCCUCUUUCUUGUACUUCUCAGCGUUAGUCCUCAGUCUGAGCCAGCAGAUGACCAGCGAUCGAAUCAACCUGUACCCAUCCCACAACACGACAUUAUGGCCACCAGGGUUGGAGCACCAGAUUCUCCACCCAUGGGUGACAGUCAACCUGGUGGUGGCUUUGCUGGUGGGGCUGGCCUGGAUCUUCAUUGCCACCGGACCAGAAACAGACUAUACUCUGAUUUAUCUGGAGGCCAUGGAGAUUGAGCCUCCCAAGCCAGAGGACAAAUCAGAAGUGACCGCCUGAGAAACAAUAACUGCUUUAUUGUCAUUUUGCACAUAUCUUUUUGCACUGUAUUUUGGCAGUGAACUCUGAAUGUGUUGUAGAUUAUUUUUGUAUUUUUGAAACAUGAAUGUGCUCGUGUCUUUAUAAAUAUUUAUCCAACAAAUA